AUGGACGCCUCCAAUGUCACCCACUUCCCCGCGGAUCUGCAGUAUAUCCAGUAUGAGCACGGUCUGGAAGCGAAUUAUCUCCCUGCUAUACGUUCUUUGAUCGCAAAAGACUUGAGUGAGCCAUACAGCAUAUACGUCUACCGAUAUUUUCUACAACAGUGGGGCCAUUUGUGCUUUAUGACCUUGAACCCCACCGAUGGAUCUCUCAUUGGCGUCAUUAUCUGCAAGUUGGAAGUUCACUCGUCUCACUCACCGCCAACACGCCGGGGCUACAUUGCCAUGCUCGCCGUGGCCUCGCCGUAUCGCGGUAAAGGCAUUGCGACAGCACUCGUGAAGAGGGCCAUCGAUGCCAUGGCCCUAAGGAACGCAGACGAAGUGGUUCUGGAGACAGAAGACACCAACACACAAGCCAUGCGCCUAUACGAGCGUCUAGGGUUCUUGCGCUCGAAGAAGCUACAUCGGUACUACCUCAACGGCAAUAGCGCCUACAGGCUGGUACUGCUGCUCAAGCCUAUCGACCCAGAUGCUGUGUUUGAGGAGUCAGAUGGCCAGUCUCCAUGA
Molecule: messenger RNA, 561 nt
Organism: Colletotrichum orchidophilum
Lineage: Eukaryota; Fungi; Ascomycota; Sordariomycetes; Glomerellales; Glomerellaceae
Product: acetyltransferase
Exons: 2
Coding region: 1-561 (186 amino acids)
Biological process (GO): N-terminal peptidyl-methionine acetylation
Cellular component (GO): NatC complex
Molecular function (GO): protein-N-terminal amino-acid acetyltransferase activity
Source: RefSeq, a predicted model, not a curated record